UUCAUCUUGAUCUUUGGUUCAACUCUUCUUCUAUGCUGCAGAUCUACACUGUGGGUGUUUCAGUAUUUCUAGGCGGUAAUAAGCCCUCAGGAACUGCUAAUGUUCGUGGAGAUAUAAGAAUAAAUUUUUCUUGUGAUCCAGAAAUCUCCUCGAAGCUGGUUGAUCUUACUUUGGAUGAAAUGAAAAUGGGAUCCAGGAGAAUUACUACUGGCUGGAGAGGAUUUUGCACAGCUACCAGUCAAAGAUCUACACUGGUGAUGUUGGGACUUGUUUUGAGUGAAGGAUGCUCGUUGCUGUCAAGGAAGUUUCCUUGCUUGAUCAAGGACACAAGGGGAGAGAAAGAGUUUUCCAACUUGAACAGGAGAUUGCUCUUCUGAUUCAGUUUGAAUAUGAGAACAUAGUUCAGUAUUAUGGCACUGAUAAGGUUGUUAAUCGUAAAAGUGAAGGUUAUGGCCUUUCAGCUGAUAUAUGGAGUCUUGGAUAUACUGUGUUGGAGAUGUCAGCUGGGAUGAAUCCAUAGUCUAAUCUUGACCGGAUGAAAGCAUUAUGGAAAAUUGGAAAGGGGGAGCCCCCACUGGUACCUGAUUCUCUGUCAAGAGACGCACAAGUUUUUAUCCGUCAAUGCUUACAACCUAAGCCAGAUAAUCGCCCCACUGCUGCUCAGCUUUUACAACAUCCAUUUAUAUCUAGGCCGCCUCCUCAUGCGUCUUCUGGAUCAGUAUCUAGAAAUUGAAAUAGUAAUUUAAUCGCACUACAUGAUUGCAAUUGUACAAGGGUCUAAUCAUAUAUACAAAUUGUAAUUGUUAUACAAUCAAGAUCCUAUAAACUUUCCUUGCUGGAA
Argentina anserina (silverweed cinquefoil) is the source of this 841-nucleotide messenger RNA. RefSeq lists its product as uncharacterized. Bases 33 to 377 code for a protein of 114 amino acids. NCBI's taxonomy places the organism in Eukaryota, Viridiplantae, Streptophyta, Magnoliopsida, Rosales, Rosaceae. The transcript has 7 exons. The record is from RefSeq and is a predicted model, not a curated record.